CACACACACACACACAAAUCACACCCAAAUUUGCAGAGAAACCUCAAAAAAUAUUUUCCCACUUCGCCAUGUCCAAUAUUUCAGCUCUCUAACACCAUCAAUCAUGAACAGUAUUGCUUCUCCUACACAGGGAAAACCCAGUAGGGGUGGCUGGAAUGCUGCUAUUUUCAUCAUCUUUGUUGAGGUGGCCCAGCAGUUUGCAUUCUAUGGGUUGGCAAGUAACCUCAUCAUGUACCUCACAAAUGUUCUGGACCAGCCCUUGGCCACGGCGGCUAAGAAUGUAAACGCCUGGCUCGGUGUCUCAUCUGUCUUCCCCGUGCUCGGAGCCUUCGUUGCAGAUUCGUAUUUGGGUCGCUUCACGACCAUCCUCUUCUCCAUCACCAUCUAUUUCAUGGCCAUGGUCCUUUUAACUCUAUCAGUCUCAGUAAUUCCUUCGCAAAGUCACCGAGCGGUGUUCUUCGUGGCGCUGUACAUUUUAUCGGUUGCCCAAGGCGGGCAAAAGCCAUGCGUGCAAACCUUUGCAGCAGACCAGUUCGAUGAGAACACGCCGGAGGAAAGAAAGGCCAAGAGCUCAUUUUUUAACUGGUGGUACUUGGGUUUGGUGUUUGGUGCUACUUCUGCCACACUCGGAGUUGUAUAUCUCCAGGAUAAUGUUGGGUGGGGAUUAGGGUUUGGAAUAUUGGCAGGGGUCUUGAUGGUGUCACUAUUAUUAUUCUUGGUGGGAAUUAAAAGGUACCGGAAGCAAAGGCCUCCUGGCAGCCCAUUUACAACGCUGGCACAAGUGUUUGUGGCAGCAGCUCGGAAAUGGCACGUCAAUGAGACACUCAAUUGCGAGAGUGUAUAUUAUGGAGACGAGAAUGGUGGAGCCAUGGUAGAAGGUCAACCUCAAGCUCUAGUCUUGUCUCGUACUAGUCAACUGAGAUUUCUGGACAAGGCAAUGAUCAUAGACGAAGUAGAUGCAUCAACCAAAACCAGAAAUCCAUGGAGGCUAUGCUCUCUCAAUCAAGUGGAAGAAGUAAAGCUUGUCCUCCGACUCAUUCCCAUAUGGUUAAGUUGCCUAAUGUUUGGUGUAAUCCAAGCCCAACUUCACACCUUCUUCACCAAACAAAGUAGCACAACAAUCCGAUCAAUCGGUCCCCAUUUCCAAGUCCCUCCAGCAUCACUUCAAGGACUUGUUGGCAUUGCCAUCUUAAUCGCUGUUCCACUCUACGACCGAUUUUUCGUCCCACUAACCCGAAAAUAUACUGGAUACUCCUCAGGCAUUACCGUGCUACAAAGAAUCGGGAUCGGCCUAGUUAUAUCAAUACUCAAUAUGGUUGUGUCAGCCCUAGUAGAGGCCAAAAGGCUCGACGUUGCAAAACAUUAUAAUCUCAUUGACAAGCCUAAAGCAAUAAUACCAAUGAAGGUAUGGUGGUUACUCCCACAAUACCUAAUUUGCGGUGUCUCCGAUGCAUUCACAACCGUGGGACUUCAAGAACUGUUUUAUGAUCAAAUGCCGGAGCAGAUGAGAAGCAUCGGGGCAGCGGCUUUUAUUAGUGUUAUCGGAGUUGGCAGCUUUAUAAGCUUUGGUAUUAUAAGUAUUGUGCAGUCCAUUACCUCAAGAAAUGGUGAGAAAUGGCUUGGGGACAAUAUAAAUCGGGCUCACCUUGAUUACUUCUACUGGGUGCUAGCAGUAUUGAGCACACUGAGUUUGUGUGUUUAUGUGUUAAUUGCAAGGGCUUUUGUGUACAGAAAGGUUGGAGUAGAAGAGAAACUAAAGGCAGAGAUGAGCUUAUUUGCAAAGAACCAUGAUGGAGGAGAGACAUGAGACAUAAAAGGCAAGAUUAGAGCAAGUACAAGUCUAAGACUCACAACUUAAACUUGGGAUAAAGUGCUCUACCAUUAGCAGCUAGAAGUUAAGCUCGACAAUUACAAGUAC
Molecule: messenger RNA, 1918 nt
Organism: Prunus avium (sweet cherry)
Lineage: Eukaryota; Viridiplantae; Streptophyta; Magnoliopsida; Rosales; Rosaceae
Source: RefSeq, a predicted model, not a curated record